AUGUAUCAUAUUGUAAUACUAAUUUUAUCAAUUUCAUUAUAUUAUUAUUACAAUAUGUCUACUGAAAUAGAUUUUGAUCAAUUAAUUAAAAAUCAGUCAUAUCCAAGUUGGAAAACUACACCAGAAGAAGUUGUUGAAAUUUCUAGAAAAUUGGCUGAUUCAGAAACAAAAUUAUUUGAUCAAAUUGCCAAUAUUACUGAACCUACGUUAAAUAAUGUAUUGAAACCAUUUGCAAUUAAGGCUAAUAAUGAUGGAUUUCCUGAAGGUCAAGCUACUUUUUAUCAACAUGUAUCUACUAACAAAGAAUUAAGAGAUGCGUCAACGCAAGGUGAAGAAAUCAUUGAAAAAAAUUCAAUUGAACAAUGGUCAAGAGAAGAUGUUUAUAAAAUAUUUGAUAAAUUAUAUAAAUCAAUAGAUGUUGAUUCAAUUGAUGGUGAAUCUAAGAGAUAUUUAGAUAAGAUUAUUACUGCAUUUAAAAGAAAUGGGUUGGCAUUAGAUAAAGAACCAAGAGAAAAGGUCAAAAAAUUACAAGUUGAAUUAAAUAAUUUACAAGUUCAAUUUUCAAAGAAUUUAAAUGAAGAUAAAGGAUAUGUGGCGUUUACAAUUGAAGAAUUAGAUGGUGUUCCACAAGAUGUAAUUGAUUCAUAUGAAAAAUUAGAUGAUGGGAAAUUAAAAGUUAUAUUUAAUUAUCCUGAUAUAAUUCCAUUAUUCAAACAUGCAAAUAAUUCAAAUACUAGAAAAGUUGCAAAUUUAGCAUAUUCAAAUAGAGUAUCUGAAAAUGAUCCAAUUUUGACCGAAAUUAUAAAAAUUAGAUUUAAAAUUGCAAAAUUAUUAGGUUAUGAAACUUAUUCUGAUUAUGUAUUGGAAGAAAGAAUGGCAAAGACAAAAUAUAAUGUUUUAAAUUUCUUGAAUGAUUUAAGAGAGAAAUUGAAACCAGUAGCAAGUAAAGAAUUGGCCACUUUAAAAGAAUUUAAAGCUGAAGAUUUAAAAUCUAGAGGUUUGGAACCUGAAGAUGAAUUAUAUAGCUGGGAUUAUAACUAUUAUAAUGAAAAAUUAUUAGAAAGAAAAUAUCAAGUUGAUAAUAUUAAAAUUGCUGAAUAUUUCCCAUUAGAAUCAACAUUGGAUAAAAUUAUGAAUAUUUAUGAAACUAUUUUCGAUAUCAAAUUUGUCAAAAAUAAAACAUCAGAUCCAAAUGCUGUAUGGCAUGAAGAUGUUCAUCAAUUUGCUAUCUACCAAGACAUCAAAUCCGGUAAACCUGAAUUCUUAGGUUGGUUAUAUAUCGAUUUACAUCCAAGAGAAGGUAAAUAUGGGCAUGCAGCUAAUUUUGGAUUAGGUCCUGGAUUUGAAGAAGAAAAUGGAGAUAGACAUACUCCAAUCACAUCAUUAGUUUGUAAUUUUACAAAACCAACAAAGGAGAAACCUUCAUUACUUCAACAUAGUGAAGUUGUUACAUUAUUACAUGAAUUAGGUCAUGGAUUACAUUCACUAGUUUCUAAAACUAAAUAUGCUAGAUUUCAUGGUACUAGAGUUGAAAGAGAUUUUGUAGAAACACCGUCACAAAUGCUUGAAAAUUGGUGUUGGAAAAAAGAUCAAAUUAAACAAUUAUCAUCACAUUAUAAAACUGGUGAACAAAUUAGUGAUGAUUUAAUUGAUUCAUUAAUUAGAUCAAAGAAAGUAAAUGUUGGUUUAUUUACAUUACGUCAAUUAUUCUUUGGAUUAUUUGAUAUGAAAUUACAUACAAUUGAUAAAGAAUCAGAAUUGGAAAAAUUAAGUUUAUUUGAAAUUUGGAAUCAAUUAAGAGAAGAUGUUACAUUAUUACCAAGUGAUAACAAUCCAACCAAAGGUUAUAGUUCAUUUGGUCAUAUUGCUGGUGGUUAUGAAAGUGGAUAUUACGGGUACUUGUACUCUUUAGUUUAUGCUGCUGAUAUUUUCCAUACAUUAUUUGAAAAAAAUCCAAUGAAUGUUGAAAAUGGUAUUAGAUAUAGAGAUAUAAUUUUAAAACCAGGUGGUUCAAAAGAUAUAAUGAAUAAUUUAGAAGAAUUAUUAGGUAGAAAACCAAAUUCAGAUGCAUUUUUACAAGAAAUAUUUGGUUAA
Messenger RNA from Insectozyma verbasci, 2094 nucleotides. The record is from the annotation of a GenBank genome assembly. NCBI's taxonomy places the organism in Eukaryota, Fungi, Ascomycota, Pichiomycetes, Serinales, Debaryomycetaceae.